AUGGCGCCACGCGCCGGCUCGGCAAUUUUGCUAAUCGCCGCCGUGUUUCUGUUCUCAUUCGGUGAGCCCGCCCCACCGCCCAGCAUGCGCGAACGGUUUCGCCCCGUCGAAAAGCCUGUCGAUGGCCUCAGAAUCGGUGAUGAGAGGCCCGCGCCCCGAGAAGUUCGUCAGGUCGAAGUAAAAAGUACGGCGUCAACGCCGAAGGUAGAGGACUCUGCAACGAGUUAUCAGAGUCCCCUCGAAAAGGGCUUUGGACGGCUGUGGUGGUGGUACGUGGCGGCGCUAUUUCUCGUGGUCAAUCUAUGCCUCUGCGAUGUCGGCCUCUGCCUCCUCAAGUGGCACCGCAAAAAGAUGAGGCACGAAAUCGAAGGGAAAUUCAGCAAUGAUCCAAGGGGCGCGGUGGUGGAAGACGAGGAAUUCAGCGAUGCCAUCACUUACAUCUAUCAUAUCAUGCCUUACGCUGAAAUGCAA
Molecule: messenger RNA, 471 nt
Organism: Mesorhabditis spiculigera
Lineage: Eukaryota; Metazoa; Nematoda; Chromadorea; Rhabditida; Rhabditidae
Source: the annotation of a GenBank genome assembly